CCUCAUUAGUCUCGACACUUGAGGGCUCUGCUGUGGCCGCUGCGUGCCCGGUAGGGGCGCUUGGUCACAUUUCUCGACCCUCGUUACGCCGCCUGUCUACCACUGGACCGCUACCAGCGCUUCGCGCCCGCUGGGGGACACUUGAGCUGCGCGCUGUGACACUCUGACCUAAGAAUGCGACGGAGACCGACCCGAUUGGUCAUCGCCGCCGUUCUGGCACACACUGUCGCCGGCCUCGUGCUGCCGAGGAGGCACACGCUGUCGCCGAAAGCCGCCGCGCCGUCGACGAGCCGCGGCGCGCCCUUGCUUGCCCAAGUCGACGAGGAGCUCCAGGAGACCGUCGAAAAAUCUGGUGUGGAGGGCGGCCUCUUCUCCAUCUUCACGGGCGACGGCGACGCCAAGGAGAAGGCGACGACCGCAGGAGAUUUACUAAAACAGUACGGAGGGGCCUACUUACUAACCUCGACGUCCUUCGCCAUCGUCUCCUUCGCGAUCUGCUACACGUUGGUCUCCAACGGCGUCGACGUCGCUGGCUUGCUCGGGAAGAUCGGCAUCGAGCCCUCCCAAAAUGCGCAGACGGGCGGGACCUUCGCGAUCGCCUACGCGGCGCACAAGGCCGCGUCGCCCAUCAGGUUCCCUCCCACCGUGGCGCUGACGCCGGUCGUGGCGAAGAUGCUUGGGAAGGGUGAUGGGGAGGCAGACGCGGAGGACGACGCGUAGGCGGGCGCGCUUGCUUCUUGAGGUGAGUAAGCUGGCUUUUAAUAAUAGUCUCGU
Pelagomonas calceolata is the source of this 774-nucleotide messenger RNA. NCBI's taxonomy places the organism in Eukaryota, Pelagophyceae, Pelagomonadales, Pelagomonadaceae. The record is from the annotation of a GenBank genome assembly.